Messenger RNA from Girardinichthys multiradiatus, 3490 nucleotides. RefSeq names its product E3 ubiquitin-protein ligase TRIM39-like. Gene Ontology annotation, molecular function: zinc ion binding; protein binding. The record is from RefSeq and is a predicted model, not a curated record. NCBI's taxonomy places the organism in Eukaryota, Metazoa, Chordata, Actinopteri, Cyprinodontiformes, Goodeidae. The coding region runs from base 865 to 2496 and encodes 543 amino acids. The transcript is spliced from 3 exons.
GACCUCGUUAAGCUCCUCCUGAUGAUCCUAAUGAGAUGCAGCUGAGGUGGUUGCACCUGCCCUGCCAGUCACAUCCUGGAGGACAUGAGGGAAAAGAACAACAAUCUGUGCACAGAUCAGUGAUAAGACAUGGUCUCAGUUAACACAACGUUGAGUACAUGACACGGAGGCGGGAAGAAGAUCCUGUCUGAAGGUUUGGUCUCUUUGCAAGUUAUGUGCAACAGAAACCAGGAAACAGAAAAUGUUGUUAUAAAUGGAGAAGAACCUUCCUUUCGAGUGCUUUCUGUGUUAAUCACACCUGAGCCUGACAGUGGAAACACACCUGGACAAAAAGCUGCAGAAAGAGGAGGAGCUAAGCUGGAAGAGAAGUUCCAUGAUGUUUUUGUAAAGAAACCAAACUAAGUCCUUUUUAACUCCUAAGAAAUUAUUCCUAUACAGCUGGAAACCUUUUCUGCAGAUAUGUCAAAGACACAGAAAGUAGGAAAUAAAAUGAAAUUAAAGUGCUUAAAGAGUUCAUCUAAAUACUUUCUGCCACUGAGUCAGUAGUUCUCACUGAGGGCGACAGCGCCCUCUGGUGGUACAGUGCUGCCUUCUCAUGCCUACACCUUGGUGACCAACCAAAUCAGCCUUCAUCAGUGACAGAGCAGCUGAUCACAGCUAACUCCUCCCACCACCUGUUACUGCAACUCUGCACAGGGUCUCUCCUUUCAGUCACAAUGAUCCUGUAAAUGACAGUCAGAACUUCUGGGUCCAGAAAUGAAACUUAAAGUGUGAGGAGCAGCUUCAGUCCUGACAAGUCGUGUUUCUGUCUGAAAGGGGUUCCAGGAGGUCCAUCGGGUUUUUCUCCACAAACUGCCUGCAGACAUGUUGGCUACCAGCUGUUUUCUCUCUGAAGAUCAGUUUCUGUGCUCCAUCUGUUUGGACCUGUUCACUGAUCCGGUCACCACAUCAUGUGGACACAACUUCUGCAAGAACUGCAUCACUCAGCACUGGGAUGACACAAAAAUCUGCCAGUGUCCAAUUUGUAAGAAGGACUUCAGUACACGACCUGAAAUGGAGGUUAACACCCUGCUCUCUGAGAUGGUUGCUCAGUUCAGACAUGGAGCUCAGCAGGAAGCCAGCAGCAGCUCAGAGCAACAAGCUGCCAGACCAGGAGAAGUUCGCUGUGAUGUCUGUACUGGAACCAAGCUGAAGGCCCUGAAGUCCUGCCUGGUGUGUCUGAUCUCCUACUGUCAGACUCACCUGAAGCCUCACCUGACAGCUCCACGUCUGAAGAAACAUCAGCUGAUGGAGCCUGUGAAGAACCUGGAGGACAGGAUGUGUCUGCAGCACGAUAAACCUCUGGAGCUGUUCUGUAAGACCGACCAGGCGUGUUUCUGCUCGCUCUGCUCUGUUUUAGACCACAAGAACCACGAGUUGGUUCCUCUGAGAGAAGAAUCUGAAGGAAGGAAAGCAGAGCUGAGGAAGACAGAUGCUGAAGUUCAGCAGAUGAUCCAGAACAGACAACGAAAGGUUCAGGAGAUCAAAGAUUCUGUGAAGAUCAGUAAAGAUGCUGCAGACAGAGAGAAAGCAGACGGUGUUCAGAUCUUCACUGCUCUGAAGGAGUCUGCUGAGAGAGGCCUGAAGGAGCUCAUGAAGGAGAUCGAAGAUAAACAGAAAACUGCAGAGAAACAGGCUGAAGACUUCAUCAAAGAUCUGGAGCAGGAGAUCUCUGAGCUGAUGAAGAGGAGCUCUGAGGUGAAGCAGCUCUCACAGUCUGAAGACCACCUCCACAUCCUUCAAAGCUUCUCCUCCCUGAAAGCUGUUCCACCCAGCAAGAACUGGACAGAGGUCAGAGUCCGUCCACCAUCAUAUGAGGGGACUGUGGUGAGAGCUGCUGCUCAGCUCCAGGAGAUACUCUUCAGAAUGAAUCAGCUGUCUGAGGUGGAGCUGCAGAGGGUCCAGCGGUAUGCAGUAGAUGUGACCCUAGAUUCUGAAACCGCUCAUCAUCAUCUCAUUGUGUUUGCUAAUGGAAAACGAGUGAGUCAUGGGAAUUUGAAAACUCUUCCCAGAAACCCAAAAAGGUUUUCUGUAUCUGUGAAUGUUUUAGGAAAGCAGAGUUUCUCUUCAGGCAGGUUUUACUUUGAGGUCUCGGUUGAAGGGAAGACUCAUUGGACUGUAGGGGUCGCCAGAGAGUCGGUUGAUAGGAAGGGAACCAUUCAUCUGAGUCCUCAGAAAGGUUACUGGACUGUCGGGCUGAGGAAUAACACCUACAAGGCUUUUUCUGUCCCUCUAGUCAAUUUGCCUCUUCUGUUCUCUGUGCAGAAUCUGGGGGUGUUUGUGGAUUACGAUGAGGGUCUUGUCUCCUUCUAUGAUGUUGAAGCUGUAGCUCUGAUUUACUCCUUUACUGACUGCCUCUUCACUCAGAAACUCCACCCUAUCAUCAACCCGGGUCCGAAAUAUGUCGGUGGAAACUCUGCACCUCUGAUAAUCCUUCCUGUCAGUAAAACCACAUAGGUCAAAGGCCGUUAGAAAUGGACUAAAAUGCCUCUACUCGUGGCCUGUCCUGCAGGCCUGUCAUGAUUCCCUGGUGUUAGGUAUUUGUUAAUUGAUCUGUUAUUGACUUAUUUUCUGUAUUUCAGUACAUUUAGAGUUCUGUUUGAUUCCUUCUAAUGUUUCUGUGUUCCUGCUCUUCAGUUGGUCUGCAUUGUCCUGAUUAGAUCUUCUUGUUCAUCUUUCCACCAUGCCUCUGUACUUCCACUCUCUGGUUUCAUUCUGGCCACUGGAUCCUACUGUUUACCUCCUGUACCAUGUCACUGUGUGCCUGCCUGCUCCAUGCCCGUAUCUCUGCCCUUUUUCUGUGUUUUAUGUGUCCAUGUAGUCAUCCAUUCUGUUCUUCUUAAAUAUCUUCAACUCACCAUGUGAGUCCCACACUGCUGCUUGGACGUUAGUCCUACUAAACCCCAGCAUGCCAUGUCAAGGCCUGGUUUCUACUCCUCCCAAAGAAGACCUUGGGUUUGAACCUGAAUCUCGGACGUUCUGGAAUGCCAUCCCUAGGACUUCCAUCAAGUCUCUGCCUGGUCCUAUCUUCACCAUAUCUCACUGCUAUUCCAAGGUCACAGAAGGAACUGGAAUGUUUUCUGGAUUUACUGAACUUUAAAGAGGACAUGUGUACGACACACAUUGCUAAUGGACUUUUGAAUCAUCUGUAAAGUUAAGGGACAUGAGAAAAGUUGUUCUGUCACUGCUUUUCAUUUUGAAUUUUGAUAAUGCUGUAAACUUUCAAGGGUGUACAAUCAGUUUGAAGUGUCACUGUUGAUUUGACAAAUAAAAUUGGGUGAAUUGUGUGAACAUAAAGUGAGCUAAACCUUAAAAUGAAAGCAAACAAUAUUAUGUUUAUUAACCAUAAUUACACAAAAUGACCAGUCAAUAAAAUAGAAUUAGAUCCGAGAAGUAUUUCAUAUAAUUGUUUUGUCCAUAGUUUGAGUAAAUUGCUGGCUUUACGUUCAAA